CCGGCUCGCUCCCGGACUUGGCCGCGCCCACGAUCCUGCGAGUGCCGCGGCGGCCGCCGGGGAGGUUUGAAAAAAUGGCCAAGAGAAUUGCCGAGAAAGAGUUGACAGAUAGGAAUUGGGAUCAAGAAGACGAAGCGGAAGAGGUGGGAACAUUCUCAGUGGCCAGUGAGGAAGUCUUGAAGAAUAGAGCCAUAAAGAAAGCAAAACGUAGAAAUGUUGGAUUUGAAUCUGAUAGUGGAGGAGCCUUUAAAGGUUUUAAAGGUCUGGUUGUACCUUCUGGAGGAGGAUUUUCUGGAUUUGGUAGUAACCCUGGAGGGAAGCCUCUGGAAGGACUGUCCAAUGGAAACAGUAUACCUGGCGUCUCUCCCUUCACCAGUGCAAGGGCAGCAACAGAACCCAAGGCAGCCUUUGGUUCUAUUGCUGCAAACGGCCCUACUGCCUUGGCUGAUAAAAAGAUUUCAAAUCCUAAAACUAACGGCGACAGUCAGCAGCCCUCCUCCUCUGGCCUUGCUUCUAGUAAAGCCUGUGUCGGGAAUGCCUAUCACAAGCAGUUGGCUGGCUUGAACUGUUCUGUUCGCGACUGGAUAGUGAAGCACGUCAAUACAAACCCACUCUGUGACCUGACACCCAUCUUUAAAGACUAUGAGAAAUAUUUAGUGACUAUUGAACAGCAACAUGGAAAGAGUAAUUCUGAAAAUGAAUCUAACAAAAUGUUGGUUGAAACUCAGUCUCCUUCCCUAUUUAGUUCAACAAAAUUACAGCAAGACUCAACAUUUUUGUUUCAUGGCAACAAAACUGAAGACACAGCUGAAAAGAAGAUGGAGGUUGCAUCUGAAAAGACAGUGGACUCGUCACUGGGAGCAACAAGUGCCUCAUUUAAUUUUGGCAAGAAAAUAGAUAGCUCUGUUUUGGGCUCAUUGGGCUCUGGCCCCCUGACUGGAUUUUCAUUUUCCCCUGGAAACUCCAAUGUAUUUGGCAAAGAUACUACUACCCAGAGUAAACCAGUUUCUUCGCCAUUUUCCACUAAACCAUUGGAGAGCCAAGCAGAAGGUGGAAGUAAUGAAUACAAAGGUGGAGAUGAAGAAGAGAAUGAUGAGCCACCCAAAGUAGUAGUUACUGAAGUAAAAGAAGAAGAUGCUUUUUACUCCAAGAAGUGUAAACUAUUUUACAAGAAAGACAAUGAAUUUAAAGAGAAAGGCAUAGGUACUCUGCAUUUAAAACCUACAGCAAAUCAGAAGACACAGCUUUUGGUGCGGGCGGACACCAAUUUAGGCAACAUAUUGCUGAACGUUCUGAUUCCAUCUAAUAUGCCAUGUACUCGAACAGGGAAAAAUAAUGUACUUAUUGUCUGUGUUCCAAACCCGCCAAUUGAUGAGAAGAACGCUGCCGUCCCAGCGACCAUGUUAAUUCGGGUGAAAACUAGUGAGGAUGCUGAUGAGUUGCACAAAAUUUUACUAGAGAAAAAGGACACCUGAACACGUGACAGCGACUGCGGAAUUAUUGCCAAGCUGCUGCUUACCCCAUGCCCCUUAAACUUAGACAGUUUCUCUUCUUUGACAUUCUAAGAACUUAUAGAUAACUUAAAACUUCUGUGAGGAAGAUUAAUAUGGCCAAUAAAACCUUUAAAUGUUAAGUGUCAAGAAA
Messenger RNA from Carlito syrichta (Philippine tarsier), 1644 nucleotides. RefSeq names its product nucleoporin 50 (gene NUP50). Gene Ontology annotation, cellular component: nuclear pore. Gene Ontology annotation, biological process: protein import into nucleus. NCBI's taxonomy places the organism in Eukaryota, Metazoa, Chordata, Mammalia, Primates, Tarsiidae. The transcript is spliced from 8 exons. Bases 75 to 1475 code for a protein of 466 amino acids. The record is from RefSeq and is a predicted model, not a curated record.